Messenger RNA from Caenorhabditis sp. 36 PRJEB53466, 735 nucleotides. NCBI's taxonomy places the organism in Eukaryota, Metazoa, Nematoda, Chromadorea, Rhabditida, Rhabditidae. The record is from the annotation of a GenBank genome assembly.
AUGAAGGUCAAUCCUUUCGUCUCCAGCGAUUCCGGAAAGAGCCGCAAGGCCCACUUCAAUGCUCCAUCCCACGAGCGCAGACGCAUCAUGUCGGCCCCGCUCACCAAGGAGCUCCGCACCAAGCACGGAAUCCGCGCUAUCCCAAUCAGGUAAUUAUUUCUUCUUUAUCUGCACCGCUGUUCCAUUCAGUAGUCCCGGACGAUGUGUUCUUUUCGUACGGUUUGGACAAUAUGGAGAAAUAGGCAUUGCUCUUUUUGCAGCGAAACUGAAUUUAUUUUUGUUUUGUUAGCCAUAAGUGUAAAACAUUCUUUCAGAGUCGAUGAUGAGGUCGUCGUCAUGCGCGGACGCCAUAAGGGAAACACCGGACGUGUCCUCAGAUGCUACCGUAAGAAGUUCGUCGUCCACAUCGACAAGAUCACCCGUGAGAAGGCCAACGGAUCUACUGUGCACAUCGGAAUCCACCCCUCGAAGGUGAGGUUUGUAUAAACUAGUUCCGGUGCACAUCGGCUCAUGAAAACUGUCAGGUUUGUGAGUUCUGUUUUUUUAUUUGCGCUCGGUCUAGCUUGAAGUUUCUUUUUUCGGAAUUAGGGUUUCAAAAAGUUUAUUAUUCAGGUCGCUAUCACCAAGCUGAAGCUUGACAAGGAUCGCCGUGCUCUUGUUGAGCGUAAGGCUGCCGGACGCGCCCGCGUCACUGGUCUCCUCAAGGGAAAGCACACCGACGAAACCGUCAACUAA